AUGAAGGGAACCCUGGGAAAGGCGUUGUGGCGCCUGGAAGCAGAGCUUCUAGCGCCUUCCCGAGGGUUGAAAGGCCUCAGGGGGGUCCUGCACGCCGUGGCGGAUGCUGUGGAAGAGUCUUUGGCCAGAGACUUUCCUGCGGAUUCUGAGGAAGAAGCUGUGGCACUGCUGCCUGUGAGCCCCCUAACCCAUUUCUCCCCGACGAAGGCCUCCCUCUCGGCAGCCAUGCGCGUCGCUGCACCCUUCGUGUGGGUUUCGCUUGACGGCUGCGAUGUGCGUUCAGAGUUGGCGUAUUUGUGCGACUUGUGCAUAUGGCUGCGCCGCUGCCAGUGGCGCUCAGUCUUCACUCGCGGCUGGUCUCUUCAUCACCUCCCGCAGCUCGUGAGGCGCAGGCCUCACUCCGCCUGCAAUAGUGUCGCGGCAGCCGUCGAAGGUAGAGACUCCACAGAUGGCGCCAACUUCGCAGACAGCGCAGACAGCUCAAUGCAGGAUGCAGCCACGGCAUAUCCGGGCAAGCACGAAGGAGAAAAGCCUCCUGGGCUUGCAGCUUCCUCCGAAGGUUCUUUUGCAAACGUGGAAGGCGAUCUGGCGGAAGUAUUGAAGGCACAAGCGGCACAGUGCUGCUCUCAGGGCUCCUCUUUGCUGCUGGCUUUGCGCAGUCGCUGUGCCCUUGUGGUGGCGAUUGCCGGAGUUUUCGUCUUUGCUCAGGCAAACAUCACUGGGCCCUCCUUCGGACGAGUGAGCGCUACCGAGCUGCUCGAGGUCAAGAGGACGGAGGAGGGACGCAAGCGGCAUCCAGACCUCUACCCUUCCAAGCAGCUGCCCCCCGCAGCGGCGGCGCAUGCAGCCUCUCGAAAGGGCUGCUGCUGCUGCUGCUUCUACUGCGGCAUGUGCUCUCGGGAGGAGGCGCUGGCAGGAGUCGCUGCGGCUGCGGGGACCGCAACUGCAGCCUCCAUGCAGCAGAAGCGCUGCUAUUGCGAAUUCGAACUUCGCGACGCGUGCGUCUUGGGGAGUCCUUCCGAGGCAGCAGCACAGGCGGCCUUGCAUUUCCAACCGCUUCAGAGCAUGCUCACGGUCGACGGAGAGUUGUUGCCUCCGGGCUUCAGCUGUACAUCCAAGGAGGCGGUCGAUCUGGAUGGCUUGUUGCGGGCUGCUGACUUCGGCGCCUUUGAUGCCAGGGAGCGACAGGAGGCCAAGCAACUCAAGGAAGACAUCCUCAAUAUACUCCCCAACCAACAGGCUCGGUUCUGUCUCACGCCUCCUCUGCGAGAUCCUGCUGCUAGUGUCCCAGCGGAGGAGCCCACAACGCACCUGCUGCUGCGGCAGUCAACCGAAGACCCCCGCUUGACUGGCCUCGCCGUCCUCCUGCCAGAUCCUGCUUGGAUGACACCCCGAGACAGGACCUUGCUACUCCUGGAGCUGGCCCUGCGCCUCGCGGUCUUUGGGCGCGUCGAGAUCUUUGAUUCUGUGAACACCAUGGCAUGUGAGGCUUUUGGCGUCGAAUUCGUCAUAACGGGGGCUCCUGGCAUUCGCAGAAAGUAUCAGCAAGUUGAACUCCCGCAGUUGGUAGUUGGCGCAACCCGGAAGAGCAGAUCUUCUGAUCCCGAGGAGUGCAAGGGGGGCGCUCACCCACGGCCUAGGGGCCCACUCCCAACUAUGGAGCCGACUUAUACGGGUCACUGCCCGACCAGCAGCAGUAGUGGGGGCAGCAGCAGCAAUAGUCAGAACAGCAGCAGCACAAGCGGGAGCAGCAGCAGUCGCGGCCAGUGCGAGGGCAACGGCAGUGAGACCGCUCACGCAAAUGGCAGCAGCAACAGGAGCGAGGGGCGUCUUCUUCCCGAGGGCGAGGAAACCCCCUCAGAGCUAUCUGAAGGAACGGAGGAGCAGCGCCGGCGUCUGUGGCAUCUCGAGGAUGUUCGCGAGGACACGGAUAUAUUGGAAAAGCCCAAAUUUUCGAAAGGAGCUGACUGGGAGUCGUUCGAGCGACCCCUUGGAGUGGUUGAGCAGGCCCUUCUUCUGUCAAAAUCACGGUCACUAAUCGAAGGCAACCCCUGCAACGAUCCUCUGGCGUUGGAGGAAGUCGGCGCAGUGGUCUCGCGCGCGUUGGUAUUACCUCCCUCUGGCAGUGACAGCCGCAUCAGCACCAGCACCAAGGAAUACUAUCGUGCACGUUUGCAUGCCCUGGAGCAGCAACCCCCCGACGAGUUUCUUCCUGAACCCAAUUGCCAGCUGCUGUCGCCCGAUUGGGUGGUCUUUUCUGGAGGCCUUUGGCUGCGCUGCCGCACAGAGUUUCAUCGGACAAAGACAGUGGAACGCGCGUGCCUGCAGCUGCAUGCUCUCUGCGAACAGCUUUACGACGCGGACCCCCCCGGCUGUUACCGCCUCUUUGGAUUGCUCUUCCAUGCGGAUUUGCUGAGCUGGUGGGAGCUGCAGCGCGAAGUGGGCGUAAGGAUGAUGCGGAUCGGAGCUACCCUUACGGCCGCAGAGAAGUUCACUGAGCUGAAGAUGUGGGAGGAAGCUGCCGAUUGCCUCGUUGCUGCAGACCGCCGCGCGGAUGCGCGAAGCCUGCUCGAGAAACAAAUCGCCGCGCACCCAACGCCGCACCUGCUCUGCACCCUUGCAGAUUUGGAGAAGCAGCAGAACACUCAAAGGGCAGAGGAUUUAUAUACUCAGGCCUGGACGCUUUCCGGUGGUCGCUACGCACGUGCUCAGCGCGGUCUAGCCAGCCUUCACCUGCAGGCAGGGCGGUUGCCUGCCGCAGCUGCUGCUCUCCGUCUGGCAACCGCAGCCAAUUUGCUGCUGGAGGCCCGCGCCGCAUUCGCACGUGUUGUUGCCAUUGAUCCUGAAGAGGGAGAUGCGUGGGCAAACCUUGCCGCUCGGGAAGCCUGGGCGGCAGCGUUCCAGUGUAUCAACGAGGCGGCGAAGCACAAAAGGGAAAACUGGAUGGUCUGGGAGACCUUUAUCUCGAUUUCCGUCCGCUUGAGAGACGUUCAGGCAAUCGCAAGAGGCCUCAGGAUGCUCGUGCAAAUUAAUGCCAAGGCGCAUAUCGAUCCCUGGAUCUACAGUUUUCUAGAGGAGUUGGUUUCAUUUGAGCUUAAGCGUCUGGCCUCACGGACAUCGGAGGACAGUGAAGAUAGAGCUGAGGAUGGCAAGGUGCCCGGCGUCCUUCGCCAAACUCUCAGCUGUCUUCAAUUCCUCGUGCAGCACGUAUCUGAUUCUGCCGAGCUCUUUCGUGUGUACGGGGUUCUCCUCCUAAAAGCGCAAAAACCUGCGGAAGCUGUGUACAACUGGUUGAAGGAGUUCCGAACCCUCCAGGCUGAAUUGACCAGAGGAAAUGCCUCGAUUUCCUGUAAAUUAGAGCUAACAAACAAGCAGAUCUCAUGUUUGGAGAGAGCGCUCUCUUUAUUGGAGACGUUUAGCCCCCAAAGCGAGAGACGAAACGAUCUGCUACAGCAGAUGAAAACGACCGUUGAAACGCACCAGAGCCGGAUAAUCCCGGAGGCCGAUGUAGCCAAGGAACGCCACGAACAGCAGCUGGCGAGAGCGUUUUUGACCCAGUGGGAAAGAUUAAUUCUCAUUAUUAAGACGGCCCCCGAUCACGUAACCGCUACAGCUAUUGCUGCCGUCUACGGCCCACGCACGCUGACUCUACAUACAUCCUUGGGGCUAAUUUCUUCUGGUCUAACACUACCUGGGCUUGGCGUCCUUAUCAGAUAA
Messenger RNA from Cyclospora cayetanensis, 3717 nucleotides. RefSeq lists its product as uncharacterized. The record is from RefSeq and is a predicted model, not a curated record. The transcript has 19 exons. The coding region runs from base 1 to 3717 and encodes 1238 amino acids. Lineage: Eukaryota; Apicomplexa; Conoidasida; Eucoccidiorida; Eimeriidae. Gene Ontology annotation, molecular function: protein binding.